Messenger RNA from Geodia barretti, 831 nucleotides. Lineage: Eukaryota; Metazoa; Porifera; Demospongiae; Tetractinellida; Geodiidae. The record is from the annotation of a GenBank genome assembly.
AUGGAGGACAAUUUGGCGACGACAGGAUUUACCAUCAGCUACCUGGGCACCGGUUCGGGCGGCUGCAUCAUGCGCAACCACACGGCCAUCGUAGUCGAAUGUCCCACCGGGGAGCGCAUCCUGCUGGACGCGGCGUCGGGCAACACGGUGCUGCGUCACGGGCAGGCGUUGGGCAUGUCGCCCACUGAUUUCGACCACUGCCUGCUGAGCCACAGCCAUGCCGACCACUGCGAAGGGCUGCCACACAUUGAGAUGCAGCGCAGCCGCCGCAAUCCCGCCGAGCAGCCGAUGCAACUCUAUGGCUCGGAGCGGGCGUUGGCAGACAUCGGAACGCUGCUGGCCUUGCCCACGCGGGGCCUCAACGUGGACGCCGACGGUGCCCUGCGGACGGACGGGCGGCGGUCGAUUACCUUCCGCCCCACCGAACCGGGAGAAUGGGUCCAGCUGACGCCGGGCGUGCGGGCCAGGUGCGCGCCAGUAAACCACAUUGGCGGGGCCAUCGCCUGGCGAGUUGAAUCGGGCGGGCACGCGGUGGUGUUUUCGGGCGACACCCGCUGGUGUCCGGAACUGGCCGAUCUGGCGCAUGGCGCGACGCUGCUGAUCCACGAGGCCUUCUGCACCGAGGACGACCGCAGCCAGGCGGACAAUGUGGCGCACGCCACUGCGGCGGAGGCGGGACGGAUCGCCCAGAUGGCCGGCGUCGGAUCGCUGACGCUCACGCACAUCGACAACGCUUUCCACGCCGACACCGAGCCACUGGCGGCGGAGGCGCGGUCCGUGUACGACGGGCCGGUGGCGGUGGCGGAGGACUGCUGGCAACAGCGGGUGUAG